Messenger RNA from Aspergillus nidulans FGSC A4, 1469 nucleotides. RefSeq lists its product as uncharacterized. The record is from RefSeq and is a predicted model, not a curated record. Lineage: Eukaryota; Fungi; Ascomycota; Eurotiomycetes; Eurotiales; Aspergillaceae. Bases 1 to 1311 code for a protein of 436 amino acids. The transcript has 2 exons.
AUGGCAAAGAAGAAGGACAAGAGAAAGCGUCCGUCAGAGCCGGAGGCGAUCAAUGAAGAGCCCAUGCCAACGGAGUCCAUUGCUGAGUUCAUUGCUGAGCCCGAACCGCCAGAGGCUGAACCAGUAGAGGCCCAACUGUCAGAGCUGCCUGGUAUUGAGUACAACCAGCCCGCAUCAUCCCCCUAUGAAUACCCCAUCGCAAUCGUCAAAAUUGGGAGAAAGAGCUACGGAAUACCUGCCUACUACAUCCGAUGUAUACCCCAGAUAAAGUGCGAAUUCGAAUGGCACCCACUAGGCAGCGUCUCACUCACCGACGUUGACGAGGAUAUUGGUCACACAUUUGUUCACUUUCUUUACACCGGACAGUACGAGACACUCUAUUCGAACUGCGACCGUGUCAGGGAAUAUAGGAGAAGUGUGUUCGCAUACCAGGCAGCUAGGAAAUACGGGCUGCCUGUGCUAGAGGCACUCGCCAAAAGAUAUAUUGAACAUUUCAGUGAAUUUACGCCGCUUGAGAACAUACUUGGUACGGCCGUGGACGUGUUUACGAAGCUGCCCCACGACGAGGUAUGGUUCCAAAGAUAUCUCAGGGGGUACUUUGUUCAGUCCUACAGAGAGAACAUGCACUUUUUUCACCGAGACGAGUUCACCAAAUCAACAGGAAUGUGUCCUCCUCUUGACAGGAUUAUUCUGCAACUAACUGUUGAUAUCCUGUCCUCUCGUAUCGCGGAGCUGGAAAGUACCAUUGAGCAGGCCAACGAACUCAAGCCCGAGACUGAAUUUGAGUCACUACCUGAACCUGCACCGGAGCCCGAGACUGAUAUAGCAGCUAAAUCGGCGCCCGAGCCUGAGUCGAGCGCACCAACGAGAGCCAGCGAUUAUGACGCAGAGUCCUCUGCGAAUUAUGUGGAGCCUGCCGACCUGGGAUACUCAGAAGAAGCGGCCUCAUUUCCCGUGCCUGAAGAGCCCGGCAAGCCUGAAACAUGCGAUUUGCCAGAAUGCACAGCAGAGAGCUCAGUCGAAGUUGAUCCGCCGGCUGCGACAUUUUCCCCUGCGCAGCCGCAUCUCGAGACAUAUGGUAACGGUGACGUUUCACCUGGGGCCCGGUCUCCUGUGGAACUAGGCCCUGUCGCAGAAAACGCCCAAGGAAAAUACCCCUCCCAGGAGUACCCUGUCCCAGAGCCCGUGCCCUCUGACACUAGUGAUGGCUUGUACGGCAGCACCUCGAAGAUGAAAAAGAAAAAGGGAAAGAAUAAGAAAAAGAACCGUCCUAUGGUUCCGCCUCCCCCUGUCCCUAUAAUUUGGAGCUAAGUCUCCGAUCACACAUGGCCAAGGCAUGCCAGCAGCUUUUACGUUGACUGACUUGGCGAAUUGUAGUUGUUUGUGUUCAGCUUUAGUAUGGAUGUCAAGUACGGGAAAUUGAACCAGUGCUGCUAGUCGUAUCUAAUGAUAUUUGUUCUUCUUUGUCU